Messenger RNA from Pangasianodon hypophthalmus (striped catfish), 4956 nucleotides. RefSeq names its product solute carrier family 66 member 2. Gene Ontology annotation, cellular component: trans-Golgi network; endosome. The record is from RefSeq and is a predicted model, not a curated record. Gene Ontology annotation, biological process: phospholipid translocation; retrograde transport, endosome to Golgi. Lineage: Eukaryota; Metazoa; Chordata; Actinopteri; Siluriformes; Pangasiidae. The coding region runs from base 578 to 1312 and encodes 244 amino acids. The transcript is spliced from 6 exons.
AUUCUCAAAAAAGGAAAAAAAAAAAAAAAAAGAAAGAAAGAAAAAAGAAAGAUUGCACUAACUAUAUCGCAUAAAUAUGAUUCUAAUAAUUGAAUAAUGUGAUGUAUAUUAGGUUAUUUGCUGUGCUGGGUGUAAAUUCUGUUUCCUUUUGCUCUGCAUAUGCUCCACUCCGCCCAGCAGGCUUUCAUGUGAGCUGUGCUGUAUUUAGAACAUGCAUUCACAGUUAACCCGGAGAGUCCAGCUCUAACUCUGCCUUUCUCCAUUCUCAUUUAAACCCCUUUCCUCUGAAAUCUUCAGCACUGAAGUGUUGGCUUUAUACACUGAGGAAAAGCGCAUCAGUGGAGUGAUAACUCCAGAGACAGGGGACAGGAACUGGCUGUAAUCUUCGCCUACAGGGCAUGUCUGGGUCUGUGUCGACGACCUGUCCGAGUCAGGAAAAAGGGAAGUAAAUAUAAACUGGAGUGAGGAACUUGAGGUUGAGGAACACAGACAGUGUAUGAGUUCAGCAGCAGCGGCGGCUGUGGUGGUGGUGGAGGAGGAGGAGGAGGAGGUGGUGGUGCUGGUGGGGUUCUGAGCCAUGGACCCUGAGCUAGAGGAGUCAGUUGGGUCAAUGGAGAGCUCAUGGACUCUUCUAUCAUGGCUGGCUUCAUGUGUGAUGGUGUUUGGGGGUGCAGUGCCAUACAUUCCCCAGUACCAGGAGAUCCAGAAGACCAGCAACACUGAGGGCUUCUCCACCCGUGUGUGCCUGGUUCUGCUCAUCGCUAAUAUACUGCGCAUCUUCUUCUGGGUCGGGAAGCAGUUUGAGCUGACUCUUCUUGUGCAGAGUGUGGUGAUGAUUCUAACCAUGCUGGCUAUGCUACACUUGUGCUGCACUGUCCAGAUUAGCAACCGUGUCAGCACCAAACAGCACCGCAUCACAGACCUGGACGUGCGGUAUUUUUGGCGAUGGAGUGCUUUUGAGGACUAUUUGCUGUUCUGUUUCGGCUUCACGCUGCUGUGUGCCUUCUUCACGCUCCUGUUCCUGGACUGGGUGGUGUUUGUGGAGUCUCUGGGCUCAUUGGCCGUGCUGUUUGAGGCCAUGCUGGGUCUGCCUCAGCUGUUACAGAACUACAACAACGGCUCCACCCGAGGCAUGAGCAUAAAGAUGGUGCUCCUGUGGACUGCUGGUGACAUUUUCAAGACUACGUACUUUGUGAUUAAUGAAAGCCCCGCCCAGUUCUGGGUGUGUGGGAUGACCCAGAUUUUGAUUGACAUCGCCAUUCUGGUGCAGGUCGGCUACUAUGGUCUGGACUCCAGAGCUAAAGUGGGAUGAGGAUGACUUCUCCGGAAAAAGGUCUCCACUCUCAAACAAGGGCUCCUUAACUAUGUGCAUGUGCGCUUCUUUUAUUUUCUUUAGUUCGAAACUUAUUUAAAUGUUUGUGUCAGUUUUUUUUACGCUAUUUAUAUUUGUAGUUACAUUGCUGUUGAGCAGGUGCACUGUUCAAAGGAAAGAGACGCUCCCAUAAUGUAUCUUGUCAAAGGUUUGCCACAAUUAUGUGUUAUUCGUUCCAUAUAUCCAUUAAGUCUCUGCUUAGAGACGUGUUACUGAGCUUGGCAAACCAUGAGAAGAGCCCCAAGCGUUUUUAGUGAAAUGUGAGCUGGCAGGCGGCUCCAGAGAGAGCGUGCCAAAUUCAUCUGCAAAUCUGCACCACUUGAUCUACACUUUGGACUGUUCCACAGCCAGAACUGUCCCAUCCACUCACCAUCCUGAAAUCAUUUGCUAAAUCUGCACCUGUCUCUAUGUGGAUGUAGAAAAAGACAGAUUUCACUAUGUGGUUCUGUAUCAUUUUUAUAGACUUCAGCCUCUAGGAUGAUACUGUUCCAGCUGAAAGAACAAUGAGAGUGUUCACUGAAUCUGUAUGAAUUCCUUCAUUUCCACUUGAAGAAUCCUGUAAAAAAAAAUCAUUGUUCUAAAUCUUUGCACCCCAGUAUAGUUCUUCAAGAUGGUUCCCAAAGAGUUACACAAUUUAAUGAAGCCAUGAUAGCUGAAAUCCACUUAUCUUUGAAAUAUAGAAUAUUAGGCCUACACUCAUUGGAAGAAAAGAAAAGAGACUAUAGAAGGGUUCUUGGUUUUCAACCUGUGGUUGUCCACCUGCGGAGAACCUGUAAAGGUUCUAUGUACAUCCAUACGACUGAGUGUUUUCCUAUCAGAGAGGAACUGUUUUAGGAAAAGCGUUUUUGUUUGUUUGUUUGUUUGUUUGUAUACAGAGGUGCCAACAUCUUUGAGUUUUAAACCCUUGUUACAGCGAUAUGCAAGACACCUGAAAACAGAAAAGCGGUUCACUGAAGGGAAAAGGACUCGAGAUGUGAAAAGCAUGCAUUUGCUUCUUAUCUAGGUGAACUUUGACCUGUGAAUUUACAAACCAAACCAAGUAGGCAGGAAUGUCGUCUCUUUAAUCAGUAAAAAUGGAAGAGCUGUUUAUUAUAAAGGAGCAGCCAUGCCAGAGUGUUGCCUUGCUGUUUUCUUACUAUUGCUUGGCGCACAUCUGGGGUAAAAAAAAAAAAACAACAAAAAAAAAAACACCAUCUCGUCUACUGACAUGCGUUUGAGUUUCUGUUGUAAAAUUCUGUUUUUUCUUUCUGCCUGCUAGGAUUUUCUUAUUAGCAAUGUUGGCACCUCAAGUGUUUAUACAUCUCCAGAAGAAUUUUUCAUUUGAUCAAAAAGGUGGAAUGCUUUGAACCUUUUUUCGAAAUAUUUUUUUUCCCUAGAACCUCUUGUUGUUGAUUUAUACAUAGAACCAAAGAAACAAACCAAGCAUACUACCCUUUAAGGUAUUACCUGGAACCAUUCUUCUGAGGAGUCAUGGAUAGUGAUGUAUUUACUGUUAUUAGUUACUGAUAGAGAUUUUCUGUUUAUGAUUAAAAAAAACCUGUAUUUCAGAAGUGUGUUGUAACCACAUGCACACAGAUUAGAUUUUAGUUUUAGCUCUAAUAGUGGAAAUAAAACCAAACUAGAUAAGGAUAAUUGUGAACCUUUUCCGGUACAUUAGCGCUCGAAUACUUUACUGGUUUAAUGGCAUAGAUAAUGGCAUAAACACUGCAUCCCUUUCAUUGGACUGAUGCUAUGCUCAUGUGUUUAUUGAUGCUGAAAACAGUAAGACUGAGACCAUCAUUUAUUGGUUAGCCAGGAAACUGGUGCAAAUGUUGAAAGGCAGUCUGUGAUGAGACUUCCAUCAGGAAGCCGUUCCACACCAUUAAGCAUCACGCCAGUGCUGUGAGUGAGACGCUAUUGAUCAUUGACCCUAUAACUUUGAAUCCUGCCCCAGUGCCUAACAGCUGCAGGGUAUGUCUAUCUGCCUCCUAUAAGCCCUGCGGCAUCUCCCUCGUUUUCACUCUCACGUCUCACUGUUUGGAGAAAAGAAUGCUUCAGUUCUCAGUGGGUCUUACACACUGCAGUGUGAUUACAGUGAACUGAGAGUGAAUGAGUGUUAGACAUGGUUAAUCCCCACAAGGAUGGGGCUGUCUGACAGUUUUGACCUUGUGGAGACAUUUGCGUGGUCCCCACAAGGAGAACUUCCUUUUUUUCUUUUACAGAAACUGCUGUUACAAAAUAGGUGUACAAAAGAGUCAAAUGUUUCUUUUUUUUAGGUACUGAGGUGAAGGUUAGGGUUAGGUGUAGGUGUAGGUAUAGGCAUAGCAUUCAUUAGCUGCGUUAAUACACUAUAUAGCCAAAAGUUUGUGGACACCUGACCAUCAGACUCACGUGUGAUUGUUGAACAUCCCCGUUUCCUGUUAUAAUAACCUCCACUCUUCUGGGAAGGCUUUCCACUACAUUUUGGAGCGUUGAUGUGGGGGAUUUGCCCAUUUAGCUACAAGAGUAUUAGUGAAAUCAGGCAUUGAUGUGCUCUGUGCAGGCCACUCGAGUUCUUCCACUCCAACCUGGACAAACCACGUAUUAAUGGAGCUCGCUUUGUGCACAGGGGCAUUGUAAUGCCAGACCAGUUUUGGGCCUCUUAGUUCCAGUGAAGGGAAACUGUAACGCUACAGCAUACCAAGACGUCCUGUACAACUGUGUGCUUCCAGCUUUGUGGCCACUGUUUGGGGAAGGAGCACAUAUGGGUGUGGUGGUCAGGUGUCCACAAAAGUAUGGCCAUACAGUGUCAAUAUUUAAAUGAAAGUUCCUCACAAGGAAAGUAAGACAAGUCUGUGUGUGUGUUAGGUUACACAAUGAUGAUAGUCAUAUCUUCCUCUAAUUUGUCUCUAUCAGUUAUGACAUGUCGAUCUUGAAAGCAGCUGUUCCCUCACUAAUACAGAUCCGAUGCUGUCCCUCUGAUCAAACACAGCUGAAUAUGUAUGGUUUAUCAUGGUGCUAUUUUAAGAGGUAUUACAAGUGUUUAUUAUUUUCCCAUCAGGUUUUCCUAAACCAUAUAAAUAUAGCUAUUUACUCACUUACUUCCAUGUCACUUUGCAUUUUGCUUUCUAUGUAUGCAGUGCUCUUGUAUGACAUACAUAUUCAUAUAAUACAAAUAUAUCACAAUGCAAAGCUUUUAAGAGCUCUAGUAACCAAAGAGAUUCUUUUCUCCAACAUAUAAUGUCCAAUACAAACACGUGUGGUGUAAAUGUGUAAAUGUGUUUGCAUGACUGGUGAAUGGCUUAGCUCUUGAUUUUAUAGUGUGCUAUUGUGAAUUGUAGAUGAGUUUCUGAUGAGCAUGGUCAAUCAUGUGAAUAAUGCAGUGCGAUUAUGGCUGUUUAAUGAUGCCUUAAUAUUUGAUACUUUAUUGGAUUCUUGUCACACACAAGCUUUGAGAAAGACUGCACUCCAAAACACACACAAAAAAAAAACCUUCCUGAACCUUGACUGAUUUCUGCACAGAUUGAUGUUCACAUUAUGUCUCAUACUCAGCGAAAUGUUACUGAAAGCCAAUGACUGAAGUGUUUUUCAGGGAGGACAUUUAUUAAACAAAUGAAACAAUGAAA